AUGGCGCGCUCAUCCGUGGUGCAAGAAUAUGCGCCGUCCGCACCAACCCUCACAGUCGACCAAAAGUCCGCAUCCGAGCUCCAAACUUAUAAAGUAGCUCGACCCCAAGGCUACCGCGUCUCAUGGCACGCCAAUCCAGCUGUUGAAGCCCACCACUUCGGCCAAUCCCACCCCAUGAAACCAUGGCGCUUGACACUCACCAAACAACUCGUCAUGGCCUACGGCAUGCACCACGCAAUGGACCUCUACCUCGCCCGCGCAGCUACGUACGAAGAAAUGGCAGAGUUUCACGAAUCAGACUACCUCGACUUCCUCCGCCAGGUCAUGCCUGGCGACAUGGACCGCCCAGAGCAGGGUGAUAACGUCAUCCGCUUCAACUUCGGCGACGACUGCCCCAUCUUCGACGGCUUGUACGACUACUGCUCCCUCUACGCCGGCGGCACCGUCGACGCCGCCCGCAAACUGUGUAAUAAUCAGUCCGAAAUCGCUAUAAAUUGGUCAGGUGGCCUGCACCACGCCAAAAAAGCAGAGGCCUCUGGCUUCUGCUACGUGAACGAUAUCGUCCUCGGCAUCCUCCAGCUUCUCCGCCACCACCCCCGCGUCAUGUACAUCGACAUCGACGUGCACCACGGCGACGGCGUCGAGCAAGCCUUCUGGUCCACGGACCGCGUGCUCACCGUCUCCUUCCACAAAUACGACAAAGAUGGCUUUUUCCCCGGCACCGGCGCCCUAGACGAUACAGGCCCCUCGCACCCCCUCAACCCCGGAGCCCACCACUCCAUCAAUGUCCCCCUGAACGACGGCAUAGACGACGAAUCCUACAUCGCUCUCUACCACGAAGUCAUCGGCGCCUGCGUCGAAACAUACCGCCCCGGUGCGAUCGUCCUCCAAUGCGGCGCCGACAGCCUCGGCUGCGACAGGCUGGGCUGUUUCAAUCUGAAUGUGCGCGCCCACGGCGCCUGCGUCGCAUUCACUAAGACUUUCGGCCUGCCUAUCCUUGUCGUCGGUGGCGGCGGCUACACGCCCCGCAAUGUGUCUCGCGCCUGGGCGCACGAGACCUCCAUUCUGCUGGACGCAGAUAAAAUCCUGGACCCGACGAUCCCGGACUCGGUUGCGUUCCGCAAUCAUUUUGGGCCGGAUUUCUCGCUCUUUCCGCCUCUCUCUGAGAUGCGGAAGCUGGAGAAUAAAAAUCCCAGGCCCUAUCUUGAGAGUUUGGUUGAGGCUGUCCACGAGCAGCUGAGGUAUAUCCAGGGCGCGCCCAGUGUGCAGAUGAGUUUUAUUCCGCCGGAUAUUCUGGGCUUGAGGGAGGAUACCGAGAAGGAGAUCGAGGAGCAGACUUUGCUGGUUGAGGAGGAGAGGGAGGAGUAUGAUGGUGGCGGGUCGAUUGCCGCUGCUUCUUCUGCGGCUGCUGGCUCUGGGUUGGCUUAUACGGGCUCUGCAGGGGCUAUUCCUAGGCCGAACCGGAGGAGGGAGCAGGAGCGUGGCGCUGGGUAUAAGGGGGAGUUGUUUUAA
Molecule: messenger RNA, 1512 nt
Organism: Penicillium soppii
Lineage: Eukaryota; Fungi; Ascomycota; Eurotiomycetes; Eurotiales; Aspergillaceae
Gene: hosA
Product: histone deacetylase HOS2
Exons: 1
Coding region: 1-1512 (503 amino acids)
Molecular function (GO): histone deacetylase activity
Source: RefSeq, a predicted model, not a curated record